CCGUGGUCCGUCAUGUAACUGUGCAGUCGGGGAUAUCGCAACAUGCAGCGUACACGGACGAUCGUGUUGUUAGCUGCGCUCACACUCGCAUACCACCUCCCUUAUUGUCAAGGAGGCAUCUGCUGGUCCGCCAUGGUCCGCGACGGUCGCUGCACGGAGCUUCUGGACGAGAAGGUGACAAGAGAGGAGUGUUGCGCCUCCAAGGGGGUUGGAACAGCCUGGAGUCCGGAGGAUCUUGACGCCGGAGCACUAUUCUUCUGGAGAGUGUUGGGCGGCGGAGUGCCUUGUCACCCUUGUAAAGAGUCGUGCCAAGACGUGCAGUGCGGAGCAGGCAAGAAGUGUGUCGUGCGCAAGGGGAUGCCCAAGUGCAUCUGCUUCCCGCACUGUAGAGGCAACAAGGGGUCGUACCGAGGACCUGUGUGUGGCACUGACGGCAAAACCUACCGUUCUGUCUGCAAACUAAGGAAGCGAGCUUGUCGGAGGAACAACGCGUCGCUCUCCGUCGCAUACCACGGCAUCUGUCAACGCUCGUGCGACAGGAUCCGCUGUCCGGCUGGAAAGUUCUGCCUCCUCGACCAGAACCUGUCGCCGCACUGUGUGAGAUGCUCGCGCCGAUGUUCCCAUGGGUCACCGCCCAGGCCUGUGUGUGGAGUCGACCGAAGGACUUACCAGUCGGUCUGUCACCUGCGACAAGCGGCUUGUCGCCGGGGGAAAGCCAUCCCGAUAGCCUACAAGGGCAAGUGCAUCCCUCGAGCUACUUGUGACCAGAUCCACUGCAGCCUGGGCCAACGUUGUCUGAGACAGCCAAAAACGGAUCAUCCUCGCUGUGUCACUUGUUCAUCUUUACCUUGUCCGGAUCGCAAUGGAAGACAUGUGGUGGAGUUGUGUGGCUCCAACAACAGGACCUACACCUCUUGGUGUCACAUGGUGAAGGACGCUUGUGUCACAGGCUACGUCAUAGAUACACAACCUGAAUAUACUAACUGUAGUGACAUUACAGGAAGACAUGUGGUGGAGUUGUGUGGCUCCAACAACAGGACCUACACCUCUUGGUGUCACAUGGUGAAGGACGCUUGUGUCACAGGCUACGUCAUAGAUACACAACCUGAAUAUACUAACUGUAGUGACAUUACAGGAAGACAUGUGGUGGAGCUGUGUGGCUCCAACAACAGGACCUACACCUCUUGGUGUCACAUGGUGAAGGACGCUUGUGUCACAGGCUACGUCAUAGAUACACAACCUGAAUAUACUAACUGUAGUGACAUUACAGGAAGACAUGUGGUUGAGUUGUGUGGCUCCAACAACAGGACCUACACCUCUUGGUGUCACAUGGUGAAGGACGCUUGUGUCACAGGCUACGUCAUAGAUACACAACCUGAAUAUACUAACUGUAGUGACAUUACAGGAAGACAUGUGGUGGAGUUGUGUGGCUCCAACAACAGGACCUACACCUCUUGGUGUCACAUGGUGAAGGACGCUUGUGUCACAAGAAGACAUGUGGUGGAGCUGUGUGGCUCCAACAACAGGACCUACACCUCUUGGUGUCACAUGGUGAAGGACGCUUGUGUCACAGGCUACGUCAUAGAUACACAACCUGAAUAUACUAACUGUAGUGACAUUACAGGAAGACAUGUGGUGGAGCUGUGUGGCUCCAACAACAGGACCUACACCUCUUGGUGUCACAUGGUGAAGGACGCUUGUGUCACAGGCUACGUCAUAGAUACACAACCUGAAUAUACUAACUGUAGUGACAUUACAGGAAGACAUGUGGUUGAGUUGUGUGGCUCCAACAACAGGACCUACACCUCUUGGUGUCACAUGGUGAAGGACGCUUGUGUCACAGGCUACGUCAUAGAUACACAACCUGAAUAUACUAACUGUAGUGACAUUACAGGAAGACAUGUGGUGGAGUUGUGUGGCUCCAACAACAGGACCUACACCUCUCGGUGUCACAUGGUGAAGGACGCUUGUGUCACAAGAAGACAUGUGGUGGAGCUGUGUGGCUCCAACAACAGGACCUACACCUCUUGGUGUCACAUGGUGAAGGACGCUUGUGUCACAGGCUACGUCAUAGAUACACAACCUGAAUAUACUAACUGUAGUGACAUUACAGGAAGACAUGUGGUGGAGCUGUGUGGCUCCAACAACAGGACCUACACCUCUUGGUGUCACAUGGUGAAGGACGCUUGUGUCACAGGCUACGUCAUAGAUACACAACCUGAAUAUACUAACUUUAGUGACAUUACAGGAAGACAUGUGGUGGAGCUGUGUGGCUCCAACAACAGGACCUACACCUCUUGGUGUCACAUGGUGAAGGACGCUUGUGUCACAGGAAGACAUGUGGUGGAGCUGUGUGGCUCCAACAACAGGACCUACACCUCUUGGUGUCACAUGGUGAAGGACGCUUGUGUCACAGGCUACGUCAUAGAUACACAACCUGAAUAUACUAACUGUAGUGACAUUACAGGAAGACAUGUGGUGGAGUUGUGUGGCUCCAACAACAGGACCUACACCUCUUGGUGUCACAUGGUGAAGGACGCUUGUGUCACAAGAAGACAUGUGGUUGAGUUGUGUGGCUCCAACAACAGGACCUACACCUCUUGGUGUCACAUGGUGAAGGACACUUGUGUCACGGGCUACAUCAUAGAUACACAACCUGAAUAUACUAACUGUGGUGACAUUACAGGAAGACAUGUGGUUGAGUUGUGUGGCUCCAACAACAGGACCUACACCUCUUGGUGUCACAUGGGGAAGGACGCUUGUGUCACAGGAAGACAUGUGGUUGAGUUGUGUGGCUCCAACAACAGGACCUACACCUCUUGGUGUCACAUGGUGAAGGACGCUUGUGUCACAGGCUACGUCAUAUAUACUUACUGUAGUGACAUUACAGGAAGACAUGUGGUUGAGUUGUGUGGCUCCAACAACAGGACCUACACCUCUUGGUGUCACAUGGAAGACAUGUGGUGGAGUUGUGUGGCUCCAACAACAGGACCUACACCUCUUGGUGUCACAUGGGGAAGGACGCUUGUGUCACAGGCUACGUCAUAUACACAACCUGAAUAUACUAACUGUAGUGACAUUACAGGAAGACAUGUGGUGGAGUUGUGUGGCUCCAACAACAGGACCUACACCUCUUGGUGUCACAUGGUGAAGGACGCUUGUGUCACAGGAAGACAUGUGGUUGAGUUGUGUGGCUCCAACAACAGGACCUACACCUCUUGGUGUCACAUGGUGAAGGACGCUUGUGUCACAAGAAGACAUGUGGUGGAGUUGUGUGGCUCCAACAACAGGACCUACACCUCUUGGUGUCACAUGGUGAAGGACGCUUGUGUCACAGGCUACGUCAUAGAUACACAACCUGAAUAUACUAACUGUAGUGACAUUACAGGAAGACAUGUGGUGGAGUUGUGUGGCUCCAACAACAGGACCUACACCUCUUGGUGUCACAUGGUGAAGGACGCUUGUGUCACAGGCUACGUCAUAGAUACACAACCUGAAUAUACUAACUGUAGUGACAUUACAGGAAGACAUGUGGUGGAGUUGUGUGGCUCCAACAACAGGACCUACACCUCUUGGUGUCACAUGGUGAAGGACGCUUGUGUCACAGGCUACGUCAUAGAUACACAAGCUCCUGGAUACUGUCCCUCAGGUGACCAGAGAGCCUUGUGGGACAACACUGUGCUGGAAGGUUCGCUCUCGUAGCCUUUCUGCCAUUCCUCUUCUAAGACUCUGACAGACUGAACCUACUUGUGAUAGACAAGCAGACCCG
This is a messenger RNA of Macrosteles quadrilineatus (aster leafhopper), 3769 nucleotides long. RefSeq lists its product as uncharacterized. Gene Ontology annotation, biological process: anatomical structure development. Gene Ontology annotation, molecular function: extracellular matrix binding; calcium ion binding; protein binding. The transcript has 15 exons. Bases 43 to 3702 code for a protein of 1219 amino acids. NCBI's taxonomy places the organism in Eukaryota, Metazoa, Arthropoda, Insecta, Hemiptera, Cicadellidae. The record is from RefSeq and is a predicted model, not a curated record.